UCUCGCGAGCUAUCGAAAGAAUAUGACUGCUGCUCAACGAAGCGCGGCCAGUGCGCUUGCGCGGUAGCGUGACGCACCCGGAAGUAACAUCAUGUCGCUGGAGGACCCGUUUUUCGUGGUGAAAGGGGAGGUGCAGAAGGCUACGGCUUGUGCACGUAGCCUGUUUGAUCGGUGGGAGGAGCUUCUGCAGGAUGGAACUCAGGUGAGUCGCGAUGAGCUGGACUGGAGCACAAACGAGUUGCGCAACUGCCUGCGGGCCAUCGACUGGGACCUGGAGGACCUGAGCGAGACCAUCAGUAUCGUGGAGUCAAACCCGGGAAAGUUCCGCCUGGGCCACGAAGAGCUUCAGGAGCGGAGAGACUUUGUGGAGAGGACCAGGAAGUCUGUGCAGGAGAUGAAGGAUCAGUUGUCAAGUCCAUCUGCUGUGGCUCAGGCAGAGAAAAAAAACAAGCAGGCGCCACCGGCUUCAGCGGACCGCUCGAUGCAACUGGAUGCCCACCUGGUGUCCGCCAAUUCCAGAUACAUCCAAGAGCAGCAGGAACAACAGCAGCUCAUCAUCCAGGAGCAGGACGAUCAUCUGGAGCUUGUGUCCGGAAGCAUCCGGGUCCUCAAAGACAUGUCGGGACGCAUCGGCGACGAACUGGACGAGCAGGCCAUCAUGUUGGGGGACUUUGGGGACGAGAUGGACCAGACAUCGUCACGUAUGGACUCGGUGCUCAAAAAGAUGGAGAAGGUCUCACAUAUGACCAGUAGUCGGCGUCAGUGGUGCGCUAUCGCCGUGCUGGUGGCCAUCAUGAUCGUUGUCCUCAUCCUCUUCUUUGCCCUCUGACGCCAGUGACGCCGAUGGCCCUUUUUUGUUUGUUUGUUUGUUUGUUUGUUUGUUUAACCCUGGACCCACAGAAGGAACUUGCAAUGUCCGGUAGGGAUCCAACAUGCAGGUUGUGACUCCCAGCAGCAAGGGGCGCUGUGCUGACGAGUGCCAAAGGAAGUCCAAGUUUGAGACUCAAAAAAAAAAAAAAAAAAACAUUCUUGAGUAAAUUUUUUUUUUUAAUAAUAGUCACAAAAAUAUGAGAUUUUUUUUUGUUGAGAAAACGCUGAAAAAUGACUUGGAAUAUUAUGACAAGAGCAAACCUUUCAGUCAGCCUUUUCCAAGGAACAACUACAAAAGAUGAAACAAUAAAUUGUAGUUUUGCAAAAAAAAGUCAGGACCUAUGGUAAAUUAACAUUUUUCAAGAAUAAAGUCACAAUGUUCAAAGAACAAUUCAUAAUUGAAGAAUUGUUUUGUAAAGAUUAAGUGUAAUUCUUUAGAACAAAAAUUACUCUGACAAAACAAUAAACACUAUAUAGAAAAUAGCACUCCAUUUGCAAAAUAAGUCAUAUUUUGAGGUAGAGAGGAUUUUCUCAAAUUUGAUCUAAAAGUAAUCAUGACAAGAAAUCGACUAUCUUACUCAUAGUCUCAAAAGUUGGGGAGGAAGGUCAUAUUUUCUUGAACAGGUCAGGCACUUAGCAUGAAAAAUUCCAAAUACGAGAAUAACGGUGUAAUAUUACAAGAAUAGUUACGUGGCAAAAAAGAUUAAUUGUUUGAAUAAAAAGUCAUAAAAUACUGGCAAACACAUUUGCACAAUUGGUAAAGAAAUCCCACAAACAUCUAAACUGUUAGUUUUGGUUUUGCGAGAUAUUACAAUAAUUGUUGUACAUUAUUUUGAAAAGUUUCUUCUAUGAACAGGCACAUAGUUAAAUUACAGGAAAAAAUUGUAUUGUAUUUUUUGUUUAAGUAUUGCAAGCAACUCCUUUUUAUCAGAAUGGGGCGGGAUAAUGUGUUAAAGUGACGGUGCCUCCUUCAAAUUCACAAAUCCUAAUGAACUUAUUUAUCAUUCAUAAAUAUGCGCGCGCACACACACACUGCCUGGAUGCCUUAAAUCUAUUUUUCUACAUGAGUUAGGUUGCUGCGUUGCUGCUGGCACAAUGUUCCAUUUUAAACCUUAGCGCGCACCCUGCUGGCGGCCAGCGAUACUACAACUAAUUUCAACUUGAAUGACAGUGUUUCGUCUAACAUUUCAGUCGCUUUUGUUGGUCAGCCGUCAUCGUUUGUAUGCAUCAAGCAGAAAAAUGUAUUUGAUCUUUUUUAUUGCAUUUUACUCGAUGCUGUUUUGACUUUUUUGAAUCUUUUAAAUGUUGAAAAUAAAAAAAAAAGAGCAUCUGGGCA
This is a messenger RNA of Syngnathus typhle (broad-nosed pipefish), 2206 nucleotides long. RefSeq names its product syntaxin-10 (gene stx10). Bases 92 to 829 code for a protein of 245 amino acids. Lineage: Eukaryota; Metazoa; Chordata; Actinopteri; Syngnathiformes; Syngnathidae. The record is from RefSeq and is a predicted model, not a curated record. Gene Ontology annotation, biological process: Golgi vesicle transport. Gene Ontology annotation, cellular component: membrane. The transcript is spliced from 9 exons.